Penicillium odoratum is the source of this 648-nucleotide messenger RNA. Its product is annotated as DUF3245 domain-containing protein. Lineage: Eukaryota; Fungi; Ascomycota; Eurotiomycetes; Eurotiales; Aspergillaceae. The record is from RefSeq and is a predicted model, not a curated record. The coding region runs from base 1 to 648 and encodes 215 amino acids. The transcript is spliced from 2 exons.
AUGUCACUUUCAAAAGCAGAGUCCGACGUCAUUCUAAACCGUGCCAAUGUCGCUCUCGCCCGAAGCCAACGUCUCGUCGCAUCCUGGCUCCCCGCACAAACAGAAACAGAGCUAGCAAACACCAAAUCCGAAGAGGAACUACAAAAAGAGGAAGAUGAGAUCUUCACCGCUGUACCAGAGACACUCGGACUCGGCGCCCCCCUCCCCGAAAAAGCAGCGGACGGAAGCUGGAAUCGCACAGAGCUAAGCUCAAACGAUAAAUUACGAAAACAAUUACUCGGCAAGAAUUAUGAUCGGUUCAUGAAGGCCGAAGCGGAGAAGAAGGCUUCGGCGAAAGAAAGUGCGGCGGCGGCGCAGGCUGCUAAAAUGGCGCAAGCGGCUAAGGCCAAUCAACAGGAUGAGAGUGAUGACGAGGAAGAAGGGCGGACGGCUUCUCUUGCUAGGAAUCAGAGGAAGGCUGCUCCGCUGAAGGCUAAGGCGAAGGUGAAUGUUGAGGAGAAGGGGCAGGAGCAGGAUACGGCACAGGAGGAUUGGCCGGAUUCAUCAACGAAAGAGGUUCCUGUGCGACAGGCGAAGGGGAAGAAGAAGGCGACCAGUUAUUUGGAUGAGCUUCUUGCUGAAAGAGCUAAGAAGAGAAAGAAGAGAUGA